UUUUCUAACAAUCAUUAUAUUUGUUUUAGAAAAUUUUCUAAUAUGGUUUUGUCAGUUUUGUAAGUAUUCUUGAACUUCUUCACGUAAAAUGUCUCCCCCAAUCCUUGUAAACUUCCUACGACGGCUGUGCCCUCAGGCUAGAUGGAAGCAAGAGGCUGCAUUCCGUUUAUCUAUCCUUGUGUUAACCUAUCUCUCCUACAUGUCCUACCAUCUCUCCAGAAAACCAAUAUCUAUUGUGAAGAACGCCAAAGCCUUCCUUGACUGUGAUAUCUCCGAGCACACGGAUCCUAGUAAUGUGUCGUGUAGAUCAUGGAUAACCGAGAUAGACGGGAAGACGGAGAAGGAAGCAAAAACCUAUCUAGGGUUCCUGGAUACAAGUUAUCUCUUCUCAUAUGCGUUCUUCAUGUUCCUUAGUGGUCUGGUCGCGGAGAGAGUCGAUCUCAGGUUCUUCCUCUCCAUCGGUAUGAUGAUGUCUGGUCUACUCACGGUUAUGUUUGGUAUGGCGUACAGUCUCGGCAUACACAGUAUCUGGUAUCUCAUCUUUAUACAGAUCGCCUGCGGAAUGUUCCAGACGACUGGAUGGCCGGGUGUUGUUUCGGUCAUGGCGAACUGGUUCGGAAAGGGAAAGAGAGGGGUUAUCAUGGGAAUAUGGAACUCUCAUACCUCUCUAGGGAACAUUCUUGGUUCUCUGAUUGCCGGAGCUUUUGUGACCACGAACUGGGGAAUGUCGUUCACUGUGCCGGGAAUGAUUAUCGGAGGUCUAGGUUUCCUCAUCUUCCUCUUCCUGGUUCCUAAUCCUGAGGACGUAGAUCUUGUUCCUCCUGUGGAGCAGAGAUCCUCCCAACCUCAGUCCGCUUACGAGGAAGAUGAUCCGCUCAUGAAUGGAAACGCUGAUAAAGAUGAAGAAUCACCUCCUCCCUCCCCAACCCCUCCUCCUGUCCGUUCCCCCCAGUCCGGUUCCCCAGGAGCCAUCGGGUUCUUCGGAGCUCUUCGUAUACCUGGAGUUGUUGAGUUCUCACUUUGUUUAUUUUUCUCCAAGCUAGUGAGCUACACAUUCCUCUACUGGCUCCCCAAUUACAUACACACAAAGUCCCACGUGAAUGCCGAGGAAGCAGCAGUCCUCUCAACAAUAUAUGAUUGGGGUAAUGUGGGUGGAGUCCCUGUUCAUGAUGCCUGCUUCAGCUGGAAUAUCUUGGUUCUCUUCUCUACCGGAAUACUAGUAAAUGGUCCAUACGCUCUCAUUACUACCGCUGUCUCGGCAGAAAUAAUCAACUUCUUAGGUCAGCAUCCGUCCCUACAGGGUUCACACAAAGCUCUGGCAACUGUCACCGCUAUAAUCGACGGAACCGGUUCUAUUGGAGCUGCUAUUGGUCCUCUGCUUGCGGGACCGCUCUCCGGGAACGGGCACUGGGAGCGUGUGUUCUAUAUGUUAAUGGGAGCUGAUAUCCUUGCUCUAAUACUACUUGUCCGACUCACUAAACAUGAGCUGAUCAAACUACGGAGAAAUCGUUGGAGUCUUCGAUCAACUCCAGACUACAGGAGUAUUAAUAAUAGUUAAAUGUCUACUUCUAUUCUCAUUCUAGCAAAAGAUAUCAUCAAAAUAUUUUUCAUUUCCAAAAUUUAAUUUGUUUCGUCCCAAAACUUUGAUUUAUUUUUUUUCUUCUAUUUUUCGUCAUAUUUACUCUACUCCUUCAAAAGAGUCAGGAUACCAUUCCUUCAUACAUAAAUAUCUUUCCAAAAAGUAAAAACAAACUAUUAGAAAAUAAAUUUAACUGUUAGUGUCAAUAAUGGUUUCAAAAUGCGGCAUUAAACGUAUCAUUUUUUUCAACUCAACUUAUCCAUUGAUAUUCCAAACCCUCGGCCUAAACAG
Eurytemora carolleeae is the source of this 1870-nucleotide messenger RNA. RefSeq names its product glucose-6-phosphate exchanger SLC37A2-like. Lineage: Eukaryota; Metazoa; Arthropoda; Copepoda; Calanoida; Temoridae. Gene Ontology annotation, cellular component: membrane. The record is from RefSeq and is a predicted model, not a curated record. Gene Ontology annotation, biological process: transmembrane transport. Gene Ontology annotation, molecular function: transmembrane transporter activity.